GAUGUACAGUUGUCAUUUGAGCGGACGCGCUUUGUAGGUACAAAGUUCUGUCUUGAAAUCCCAUGACAGUGUACCUACAGGUGCAUGACAACAGGGCGAGGGGCGUAGAAGAACAGAGAGAUGGCAGACGCCUAUCCAGUGUUGGUGACAGGUGGCACUGGUUGCCUGGGGCAACACCUCAUCAAGUUUCUCCACACACAUGCUCUGCAUGUAACCGAGAUCCGAGUUUUAGACAUGGCGCCUUUCACCAAGAAACUUGAGUAUGAGGAGAGAGUGCCAGUCAUAAGCAUCACUGCAGACAUUGGGGAGUUAACUAACACGUCAUCGUUCCAAGGAGUGAAAACUGUGUUCCAUCUCGCCUCCAUCAUCAGUGUCAACAAUUUCCCCGACACUGCGAAAAUGGAGAGAGUUAAUGUCAAAGGCACCAAGAACAUACUGGAGGCCUGUCUUCAGGCUGGGGUUGAACGCAUGGUGUACUGCAGCACCGUUGAUGUUGUAUGUGGCUUUGACAACAUCAUGGAUGGCGAAGAGCACACAACUAGAACCCCAGGCAGACUGAUCUACGAGGGCUAUGGUGGCACCAAACUCAGGGCAGAGGAAGCAGUGCUGACCUCUAGUGGUCAACCCCUACAGUCAGGUUCGAGGUUCCAGGCAGUGUCUCUGAGACCCACAGUGUUCUUUGGAGAACUGGAUACCCACUACAUCCCCUCAGUGCUGAAGAUGGCCCACCGAAACGGCGGAGUGUUGGUUCAGAUCGGCAACGGAUCGGCUCUCUACCAGCAUACCUAUGUCGGCAACGUGGCCUGGGCUUUCAUCUGUGCUGAACGGACUCUCAGAUCAGCGGCAGGUGAGGAGAGCAUCUCAGGACAAGCGUACUUCAUCACCGAUGACUGCCCACCAUGCAGUCUUCCUGAACAGGUCCUCCCCUUCCUCCGCGGCAGAGGAUUCCGGCUCUCUACGUACAGAAUACCAUUUUUCAUUGUGUACUCUGCAGUUCGGUUUACUGAGGGCCUGCUGUGGCUUCUGUCACCCCUCACCAAGAUUGAUCUUGGCUUCUCAGCUUUUUCAAUUUGGUACGCCAACAUGACCUUGACCUUUAAGAGCAAGAAGGCAAGACAUGAGCUUGACUAUUCACCUUUGUUCACACCAGAGGAGUCAACAGCCCAGGCUAAUGACUAUUACUCCAAACUUACAUUGACAUGACAUGGAGAAAUGAAUAUUAGAAACAGAUGCUAAGACCUUGACCUUCACUUGACCUCAGGAACAAGCAACGUCACUUGACCUCAGGAACAAGCAAGGAUGCUCAUUUGAACGUUGGCAACACAGUGGUGACAGCAGUUCUAACACCUUGACCUUCAACUUGACCUUAACCUCAAGAACAAGAUGGUAUGCUGACAGAGUAUUAACACAUGUAAUGGCAUACACUUACCACUGAUUCAUUUUGUGUAAGUUGUCUAUGUGGACCCUCCGUUUCUGUUUUCAAGAGCUCUAGCCUCAAAUGAACACUCACACAAAUGAUAUUGUAAGCAAAAUGUUCACUUUCAAAGUGCACCUUGUUAAUAUUUUUCUAAUUUUUAGUAAUGAUUUUUUAAUCAUCAUUUGGUUGCUUUACACGCAAAUAUAUAUUUAUGUAAUUUUAUAUAUUGUAUACAUAUGUAUUUUAUAAUGGUCAUAUAUUGAGCUCAACUGUGGUAUUACUUUGUGACCUUUGACAAUUCUGAUAAAACGUAAUUAGUUGCUUA
This is a messenger RNA of Haliotis rubra (blacklip abalone), 1742 nucleotides long. Its product is annotated as 3 beta-hydroxysteroid dehydrogenase/Delta 5-->4-isomerase type 1-like. The transcript is spliced from 5 exons. Gene Ontology annotation, molecular function: 3-beta-hydroxy-Delta5-steroid dehydrogenase (NAD+) activity. The coding region runs from base 121 to 1203 and encodes 360 amino acids. Gene Ontology annotation, biological process: steroid biosynthetic process. The record is from RefSeq and is a predicted model, not a curated record. NCBI's taxonomy places the organism in Eukaryota, Metazoa, Mollusca, Gastropoda, Lepetellida, Haliotidae.